GGGGUUCGUUUAGCUAUGGCAGACCGACAGGCAAUGCAGCAGAACCUCAACGGUUUGCUGUCGAAGCUCGAUGACCCCGAUCCAGAUAUGAGAUAUAUGUCUCUGAAUGAUCUGCUGGCAAUUCUAAAUAACCCGAACUCAGCUUUUCUCUCUCACGAUCAGUACUCUUCCUCUCGACUGGCAGAUGGAUUGCUCAAGGCGCUAGAUGAUCAGCAUGGUGAUGUGCAGAAUCAAGCAUUGAAAUGUCUCGGUCCCCUUGUCCUUCGAUUGCCGUCUGAAACCCUCACGCCUCUUCUCGAGAAACUCACCAACUUGACUACUUCGCAGACUAUCGAUACCUCAGUUCCUAACACUGCCCUGAGAGUUAUCGUCACUGCUCUCCCCAGCCCCCAGCCAGGCCAGCCACCCAGUCAAGAAUCCAAUGUCGCCUAUUCGGCAGUUUCUAGAGUCUUGAUCCCUCGUUUGACCGGCCCGACGCCGUCUCCCACCGCCAGGAGGGGUUCUGUGGUGAAAGGCAUGCUAGAAAAAGACCCCUCCAAGGGAUUCAGCAGUGAUGCUAUUGAGGUUCUGAUUAAGGUUGUCACUUGCUUUGGGCCGCUCCUCAAAGAGACGGAAUUGGAAGCCUUACAAAAAUCCGUCAUGUCUAUUAUCGAUAACGACACGGCUGGUACCGUUGUCACGAAAAAGGCAUUGGCCGCCAUUUCGGCACUGGCUCUUCACUUUACAGACAACCAACUCAACUCCUUUGUGUCUGAACUCGUAGAGAAAUUCAACUCGCCCCAGCUGACUACCGUUCAUCGGCGACACUUGGUCGCUACUGUCGGUAGUAUAGCUAAAAGUGCCCCGGCCAAGUUUGGCCCUCAUCUUAAAGCCCUGGCCCCGUUUGUCUUUUGCGCCGCCGGGGAAACCGAUUUCGAGCAAGUGAGUUUGCGUCAACUAAUGAAAUCGUCUCCAAGUCUCUCUGUACCAGUAUUGUCGGCCAUGAUUCGGAUUAGAGGGAGGAGUACCUUGUUGCAAAAGCUUUGCCCAUCGCUAUUGCCAAUAGAGGAUUCCCUCCAUCUUACGUCAAUCGACAGCGUACUUUCCUUUUGCCCUGAUGUUGCUGCCAUUCUUGUCCCAGACUUGUUCCUUCCUCUAACGCAACACCAUGCCUUCCCGUCCUCGAGUCAAGCUGGCAGGUCUUUUUCUUCUUGCUCCUCCUUCAAAAUGCAUAUGCGUGGCUUUUUGUUCGUUUCAGGCCUCAGCUUCGCGGCGUGUGCGUCUGCUACAUAUCCUGUCAGCUUGAAGUCUGGUCAUCUCGCGUCUCAGUCCUUUCCCGGACCUCGAGACGAUGCAGUCCCUGGAGAGUUGAAAGGUCGUGCUGUCAGCAAUCGCUGUGGUUCCGGUUUUGGGAACUGCGCGGACGGCAAAUGCUGCUCCACUGCAGGCAUAUCUCCUUGCUACUGUGGCAAGACACAGGAUUACUGUCGCUCUCCAGAUUGCCAGCUUGACUACGGUCAUUGUGACGCCCAUGUCAAGCCCAAAGGCCCGUCCACGGAAGACAUACCUCGACCCCAUGAUGGAAAAGUACCAUAUGGCCCGACAGUGAUCCGCACGUGUAGCACUCCAGGGACCGUUGCUCUGACAUUCGAUGAUGGCCCGUGGCGUUACACCGGCGAAUUGCUCAAUAUGUUGGAUCAAUACGAGGCGAAGGUAACCUUCUUUAUCACCGGUAUCAACAACGGCAAAGGACAAAUAGAUGACCCCAAGUACCCUUGGGCAUCUUUGAUUCAACGCAUGCAGCGCGGUGGCCAUCAAAUUGCCAGUCACAGCUGGUCGCACCAAGAUUUCAGCAAAAUCACCAAAGCACAACGUUAUGAUCAGAUGUUGAAGAAUGAAGCCGCACUUCGCAACAUCUUGGGCUACUUUCCGACUUACAUGCGGCCACCAUACGCGAGCUGCGUCCCGGAGUCAGGCUGCCUUGAAGACCUCGGUGCCCUUGGAUACCACAUUAUCUUAUAUGAUAUCGACACCGCCGACUACAACAAUGACAGUCCAUCGAAGAUCCAGAAGUCCAAGGAUAACUUUGACAAUGCCUUGGCUCCGUGGAAGUCAACCGAUAAAUCCUGGCUGGUCAUCGCUCAUGAUGUGCAUGAGCAAACUGUGCACAACCUCACAGAGCACAUGCUGAAAUCACUCUCGGCCAGCGGCUACCGUGCAGUCACUGUUGGUGAAUGUCUAGGUGAUCCGGAGGAGUACUGGUACCGCCAGGUUCGCGAUGCUUCUCCCACCAGUGUACGAGUCCCCAAGAAAACGUCAACUCCGGGUAAACAGAUCUCUCUCGAUGGGAGAUGCGGUUCAAAUGUUACAUGCCUUGGGUCCAGUUUUGGUUCUUGCUGCAGUCUUGUGAAUUUCUGUGGUAACUCUACACAGCACUGUGGCGUUGGUUGUCAGCCCAGCUCAGGCCAUUGCUUCUCCAAUAGUACUGGCAACAACACAAAUUCCAGCAAACCCGAUGGGACAGAGACUAUUUGGAGUGUUGCCAACCCAACUAUGACAUCUGAAGAUGGAGAGAAGCCUGCGAAAUCCGGGGCUGGCUCUGUGAUUCAAGUUGGCUCAAUUACGGCAGCUUUGUUGUUGGCUCCGGCAGCGGUUGCAAUGAUGGCAAUUCGGACAUGA
This is a messenger RNA of Aspergillus wentii DTO 134E9, 2658 nucleotides long. RefSeq lists its product as uncharacterized. The record is from RefSeq and is a predicted model, not a curated record. The transcript has 5 exons. Gene Ontology annotation, molecular function: chitin binding; hydrolase activity, acting on carbon-nitrogen (but not peptide) bonds. The annotation marks the transcript as partial. Lineage: Eukaryota; Fungi; Ascomycota; Eurotiomycetes; Eurotiales; Aspergillaceae. Gene Ontology annotation, biological process: carbohydrate metabolic process.